AGGCGGAAAACAGAUAUUGCAUACCUUAUCAAUCGAACGUUUAUACUUGCAUUCAUUCGAAGUUAAACCAUUAAAUGUUUGGCUGCCAAUGGCAUUCGAAAUGAAGUGGAGGGUCUGCAUAAGUUUAUUUAUUCAUCUCUCCUGCAUCCAAGGAAAACCGCCUCACAUUAUCUUUUAUUUAGUCGAUGACCUUGGAUGGAACGACGUAACUUAUCACGGAUCUUUACAAAUACCGACUCCGAAUAUUGACGUUUUGGCUGCUAAUUCGAUACUCUUAGAUAAUUAUUACGUUCAACCCAUAUGCACCCCAUCAAGAGCUGCGUUACUUACUGGAAAACAUCCAAUACAUUUAGGUCUGCAGCAUCUUGUUAUUCGCACUGCUGAGCCAAGUGGAUUACCAUUGGAUGUGAAAACUUUACCUCAAUAUUUGAAAAAAUUUGGUUAUCGAAGUCACGGCGUUGGAAAGAUUAUCGAAUCUAACUGUCGCGAGAGAGAGAGAGUUACAGGAUAUUCGCGUGUGGAUAAAUACCUUAUAGAGAAGUCGAGGAUUGAUGACUGGAUGAUUCUCCGUCAGGAUUCUUGGGGUGUUGGAUGGAAUGUUCUUGAUAUUUAG
Molecule: messenger RNA, 613 nt
Organism: Centruroides sculpturatus (bark scorpion)
Lineage: Eukaryota; Metazoa; Arthropoda; Arachnida; Scorpiones; Buthidae
Product: arylsulfatase B-like
Exons: 4
Coding region: 89-613 (174 amino acids)
Source: RefSeq, a predicted model, not a curated record